Linnemannia hyalina is the source of this 2583-nucleotide messenger RNA. The record is from the annotation of a GenBank genome assembly. Lineage: Eukaryota; Fungi; Mortierellomycota; Mortierellomycetes; Mortierellales; Mortierellaceae.
AUGGCAUACCUCAGUGACUUUGUCAAGUCAACCCUCUCCAGGGUCGUCCUCGGAAAGGAGAUUCCCACCUUCCCCUACAACAUCGGCAACAAAGUUGAAUCCUUCGACUCCACCAUCUGGGCCCUCCACAAGGGCACCAAACGAGAGGACAACUCGCCAGUUUCGAUUCUCUGCUUCGACUGUGUCCGUCAGAAAGACAAGCUGCCUCUGGCCAGGAAUGCAUUCAAAAAGUUUCGCACCAUUCGACACCCCGACCUGAUCAAGUAUAUCGACGGCGUUGAGACCGAGUCAUAUAUCUACAUUGUCACCGAUGCUGUCACCCCAUUGCAGGACCACCUCCGCUCCAACCUGGAUCCCAAUUUGAUCCGAUGGGGUCUCUUCAAAGUCGCAACUGUGCUCAAGUUCUUGACUGUCGACGCUUCUUUCAUUCACGGCAACAUUCGCACGUCGUCCAUCUUUAUCACCAAAUCAGGAGAAUGGAAAGUCGGUGGAUUUGAGGUGCUUUCAUCAUUGAAGGAGGAUCAGCCUGCCAUCCUUACAUUUGCUGGAUUGAUCCCAGAGUCGAAUCGCUAUGCACCACCAGAGGUCCGGAAAAAGUCAUGGAACAUCGUCAAAGAUUUCGAAUUGUGGUCGACUGAUACGUGGCACUAUGCAUGCUUGAUUUAUGAGGUCUACAACGGAGCAUUCACGAACUCUGAACAACUCGCCUCACCUGGAAGUAUUCCUGCAGAGAUGACCCCUUUUUACACGAACCUUCUCCGCCCAGACCCAAAGACACGACCCAGCGUAGGCGACUUCUUGGACAAGGGCAUGCAGGCAAAGGGAUUCUUCCAUAACGAUCUGAUCCAGAUUGUCAACUUCUUGGAGAACUUUUCGGUCAAGGAACCAUUACAGCGGGAUACAUUCCUUCGUAAGCUGGAUAUGCAGAUCGAUCGUCUCCCUCAGGAGUUUUGCAAAUAUAAGGUCUUGCCCGAGCUUGUCCAAGCUUUGGAAUACGGAUCGGGCGGCCCUAAGGUUCUUGCACCCAUUGUCAAGAUUGGUGCUACAUUGGAGGAGCAGGAGUAUGAGGCGCUGAUCACCAAUGUGUUGGUCAAGAUGUUUGCGUCAACGGAUCGGUCCAUUCGAUUGAGUCUCUUGGAGAACCUGAGCGGUUUCAUCGAGAGGAUCAACAAGAAGAUUGUCAACGAGAAGAUCUUUCCCAGCAUGGCACUUGGAUUCACAGACACGGCGCCUAUUAUUCGCGAGUGGACGGUCAAGUCGGUUUUGCUCGUCAUUGGAAAGUUGUCAGACAAGACCAUCAACUACGACCUGUUGAGAUAUCUAGGCAAGCUUCAGACAGACGAGGAGCCAGGAAUUCGUACCAACACUGUCAUCUGUCUCGGCAAGAUCGCAAAGCACUUGAACGACAGCAUGAAAGCAAAGAUCUUGGUGCCGGCGUUUACCCGCAGUUUGCGCGAUCCUUUUGCACACGCUCGUGUUGCAAGUUUGAUGGCGCUCAAUGCUACUGCUGAUUCCUACGACAAGGUCGAUAUUGCUAACCGCAUUAUACCCUGCAUUUCAUUGACCCUCGUGGAUACCGAAAAGAUUGUGCGCGUGCAAGCAAUGAGGUCUUUGGAAACUUUUGUCAAGCGCGUCGAGAAGUUGAUUGAGAGCAUGCCGGACUCUGCGAUUGUGGAUACAGGAAGGGAGAGUCCCAAUGGCGCACCUACAGCGCGUUCAGCAACGCCAUCGACACCAUCUUCAGAGACCUGGGCAGGUUGGGCCGUCUCCUCGAUAACAAAGAAGCUGGUUACAGGAGACAUGCAGCCCCAAGCUGUUGGAUCCCCACGUAUGGGCAACAACUCACCAUCGCCUGCCGGUACCCCAGUCCCAUCCACUACAUCAAACAACGGAUCGGGCAUGUCGCUUUCGAACGCUGGCGGAUCGAAUGGACUUCAUAUCGCUACCGAAGGCAGGAACGGUGGUGGCAUGGGUGGACACUCUGUCAACAGGUAUUCUUCGGCGUUGGCUGCUGUUGAGGCUGAUGAGGCUAUUGCAGGAGGCGGUGGGGGUUGGGGUAAUGAGGAUGAUGAUUUGUUUGCGGAUGAGGGGUUCGAGCCCAUGGAGACCUUUGAGCCCUCGACGCCUUCGCCUAUGCCUAGUUUCUCGACCAUGAAGCCUACGAUAGCCCAGGCACCGUUGAGACCUUCUACCAAUUCCAGUUCUUCGAUGUCUUUGGGAAGUGGUAACAGGGCGGGAGCUGGUGCUUCUUCUGCUCGUCUUGGUUUUGGCGCCAUGGAUGAUUCUGGAGCAGAUGCCUGGGAUGGAGAUGAUGAUUUGUUCAAGAGUCUCAACAUCGGUAACAGCAAUACUUUGAACGCAAGACCACUGUCGGCGUCAUUGAAGCCCGCGAGCAGAUCUAUGACUGGCACACCUCCACCACCACCACCACCUAGCUCAGCAACGACAACACCGGGUAGCGGGUUCGUAAGGAAGGAGGAAAAGAUGGCCGAGAUGGCACGGAAGCGUGAGGAGAGGCGGUUGCGGAUGGCCGAGGCUAAAGAAAAAAAGUCUCAAACCACCCUUGGUGCCAGAAAGAUCUGA